UGUACUACUCUACCUAACUUUGAUUAAAGUUUUUUGGAAUUGUCGAAAGACGAUUGAAAAGUUCUAUAUACAGUCUGAAUAUCACGUAGUCUCGAUCAGUUUGUUUUUGGUUGUUAUUAAAGAAGAGAAGGAAGAGAUGUCGAGCAGUACUGCAGCUCAGGUCAUAUGUUGCAAAGCUGCUGUGGCAUGGGAAGCAGGGAAGCCGUUAGUGGUUGAAGAAGUGGAGGUGGCACCUCCACAGAAUAUGGAGGUUCGUAUGAAGAUCCUCUACACCUCCCUCUGCCACAGUGAUAUAUACUUUUGGGAAGCUGUGGGUCAGAACCCUCUCUUUCCUCGGAUCCUUGGGCAUGAGGCAGGAGGGAUUGUGGAGAGUGUUGGAGAAGGAGUGACAGAUCUUGCACCUGGUGACCACGUCCUCCCGGUCUUCACCGGAGAGUGCAAAGAGUGUGCUCACUGCAAAUCGAAAGAGAGCAACAUGUGUGAUGUUCUCAGGAUCAACACUGACAAGGGAGUGAUGAUUCACGAUGAGAAGUCCAGAUUCUCUAUUAACGGCAAGCCCAUUUACCAUUUCGCUGGAACAUCAACCUUUAGCGAGUACACUGUGGUCCAUGCCGGUUGUGUCACCAAAAUAAACCCCCUUGCUCCUCUUGACAAAGUUUGUCUUCUUAGCUGUGGAAUCUCCACAGGCCUUGGUGCCGCUCUGAAUGUUGCCAAACCUACAAAGGGCUCAACUGUGGCAGUUUUCGGACUUGGAGCUGUAGGCCUUGCUGCAGCAGAAGGAGCCCGAAUUGCCGGGGCUUCAAGAAUCAUUGGAGUUGAUCUGAAUUCUAACAGAUUUGAUCAAGCAAAGAAUUUUGGUGUGACAGAGUUUGUGAAUCCAAAAGACUAUGACAAACCAGUUCAAGAGGUGAUCGCUGAGAUGACCGGUGGAGGAGUGGACAGAAGCAUCGAAUGUACUGGGAAUACCAAUGCCAUGAUUUCAGCAUUUGAGUGCGUCCACGAUGGCUGGGGUGUUGCUGUUCUUGUGGGUCUCCCCCACAAGGAUGCUGUCUUCAAGACCCACCCCAUAAAUUUAUUGAGUGAAAGGACUCUUAAGGGCACCUUCUUUGGAAACUACAAACCCCGUUCUGAUCUCCCAUCUGUUGUAGAAAAGUACAUGAACAAGGAGCUUGAACUGGAGAAGUUCAUCACUCAUGAAGUCCCUUUCUCGGAGAUCAAUAAGGCCUUCGUAUACAUGCUAAAAGGGGAAAGCAUCCGGUGCAUCAUCCGCAUGUAAUAGAAUGGAAUGGCAUGGAAUAAAACUCAUGUAUCUUACCUUCUCGGUGCAAAUGCUAAAAAUAAAAAGAAAUUUUAAUGUUUAUGGUGCAUAAAUGUCCAAGCUACAUGAAGUCAUUUCUUCA
Messenger RNA from Cornus florida, 1400 nucleotides. RefSeq names its product alcohol dehydrogenase 1-like. Bases 137 to 1276 code for a protein of 379 amino acids. NCBI's taxonomy places the organism in Eukaryota, Viridiplantae, Streptophyta, Magnoliopsida, Cornales, Cornaceae. Gene Ontology annotation, cellular component: cytosol. Gene Ontology annotation, molecular function: zinc ion binding; S-(hydroxymethyl)glutathione dehydrogenase [NAD(P)+] activity. The transcript is spliced from 10 exons. The record is from RefSeq and is a predicted model, not a curated record. Gene Ontology annotation, biological process: formaldehyde catabolic process.